AUGACAAGCAUGGCCGAAAUCUCAUGGCCGCCAAAAUCCCCUCGGGAGGCCCUCUUGAGUACCCCGAAUGGUCGUAAGAGGUAUGAAGACAUGCAGCGUCGGCGCGAAAACCUGGGCUCGCCUUUGAAACGCUCUCUCACGACUCCGGACUUACGAUCCAAGGCAUCACAACUUCUAAGCGAUGGGGUAGACGACGGCGAGGAGGAUGAGGAUGAGGAAACUCUACAGUUGAAGCUGGCUGCCAUUGAGGCUCGGCUCAAGCUCAAGCAACUUCAGAAAAGCCGCGCGAAGACGGGGACGCCAGGUCCUGACAGGCACGAUGGUGAUGCCUCCUCUAGACCUGCUUCGAUGAUCGGUUCCUCACAGGCCCAUGACCAGUUGAUGGGAAACAAAAAUGAAUACCGGACGAGCACAGACGCCUGUGUCGACGACGUACAGGUUCCGUUGUCACCGACAAGGCGUCCUGCUCCGCCAACGGAUCCCGUGUCCCCGCGGCGGUAUGUGUUAGGCAUUGAUAAAGGCCUCAGAAGCAGGGAUGUAUCGUUGAGGCGCCCACCAAGCUCAAAGGGAGCUGGUCAACCAGCAGGCAGACCCGGGACACGAGAUGGUUUAGUCUCACAUUCUGGUAAUCUUCUGCAGGCGAUAACUGUGGGUGAACGCAGCCGUCCUAAGAGCUUCAGUGAGCGAAUGGCAGAGAGUCGAUCCAUUGAGGUGUCUCGGAGAGAACGAGCAGCUCGGGUAGAGCAGAUCCAGGCGAAUCGAAGCUCGGCUUUCCAGAUUGACAAGGCGGAGGUGGAGGCCUUCAAGGCGGCCGCUGAGGCAAGGAAAGACGCCCCGAAAUCGCCGACUAGAACUCGACGAACCGAGAGCUUUAGUCGGGAAGAUGUCCUACGGUCAUACAACAACCUCAAACCGUCGCUGAAAAGGAGCCAGAGCCAGAUCACUCCUGGUGUACGGAGACAUGACGACGAGAAUGAACUCAAGGAAUCAAGGCCAUACUUUCAUAGACGAAACCAGAAGUCUGAGUCAGAAGUGCCUGGUAGUUCUCAGCACAGUGCUACUGAUGAUUCUCAAGGCGAGAAAAGUGGCGACCCCUCAAAGUUCGAGGCCUUCUCUUCUUUACACCUGUCAAACCGCAUCUUACCCCAUUCGUUCUUGACUCGAACUCUGGAAGACAAGAAGGCCCUCAAGAUUCCUGAUCUACUCCGCACAGUAAAGGCGCCUGACUUCGAACUGCCGGAGGAUAUCGACACGGAUUUUGUUGUAUUUGGCAUCGUCGCUUCGAAAUCCGAGCCUCGGCAAAUAAAGCAACCCGGAAAUACUACUAAGAAGGAGGUCGAUCCAUUUGAUGAUGGGACGAACAACAACAGCCAAUACAUGGUGAUUACCCUUACAGACCUGAAGUGGACGAUUGACCUUUUCCUUUUCGAUACUGCCUUUCCACGCUACUACAGAAUCUCCGAAGGGAUACUCAUUGCCAUCUUAAACCCUACCAUCAUGCCACCACCUAAGAACAAGACAGACACCAACAAAUUCAGUCUCGCCAUUUCCUCAUCCGAUGACAAAGUCCUAGAGGUUGGCUAUGCACAAGACAUUGGGUUCUGCAAGGCUGUCCGGAAGGAUGGCAAGACAUGCCACUCAUGGGUUGAUGGCCGGAAGACGGAGUUUUGCGACUUUCAUGUUGACUUGCAGAUCCGUCGAACGCAGGCACACCGGAUGGGCGUGAAUGGCGGCACAGGCAUGUAUGGACCAGGCGGUCGUUCAGGCUCUCGGACCGGCUUCUUCAGCGGGGACAAGAAAGGCCGUCCCCAGAACGGACUGAAGCCAGUCGGCGCCAGAUACGACUUUCAAUCCCAGUCCACUUACUACGUUGCACCGGCUCCAAAGUCCAGGGGCAGCGGUCCAUCUUUUCAUCAACUACCGAGUGGCCAGUCUGCCGCAAGUCUCAUCGAUGCCGAUAACGAAGACCCAUUCAUCGCUGCUGGGAUGAUGGGUCGUGGCAUGGAAAGCAAAGAGGAACGCUUCCGUAAACGCCUCGCAGAAAAGCAACGUGAACGCGACAUCACACACAGGCUCAUUUCCCGCCCGGGAGGCGUCGGGGCCGAGUAUCUUCGAUCUCGCGAUACCGAGAACGUCUCAUCACCGCGUCUCGAUGCCAAAUCCGAACAGGCAAAGGAUCAAAAAGGCGCCGCGGACUCGCUUCCUGCUCAUAACUUGGGCGUUUCAAGCUUCAGAAGAGCCGACACGGUGAAACUAAGCCCAUUGAAACGCGCCCAUGAUGGCGACAGACCCCGCAGCAGCAGCAUAAAAAAGACCCGGUUCAUAACCUCCCAUGGCAUCAAAGAGGCCGGAAGAGAUAGCCUGGGAGGAAAGUCCGACAUGGUACCAACGAACAACGAUGAUGAUGACGACGAUGAACUAGACAUCAUCUGA
Aspergillus sclerotioniger CBS 115572 is the source of this 2433-nucleotide messenger RNA. Its product is annotated as Mcm10/DnaG-type zinc finger protein. Gene Ontology annotation, cellular component: replication fork protection complex; nucleus. NCBI's taxonomy places the organism in Eukaryota, Fungi, Ascomycota, Eurotiomycetes, Eurotiales, Aspergillaceae. Gene Ontology annotation, biological process: DNA replication; DNA replication initiation. The record is from RefSeq and is a predicted model, not a curated record. The transcript is spliced from 2 exons. Gene Ontology annotation, molecular function: single-stranded DNA binding; DNA replication origin binding. Bases 1 to 2433 code for a protein of 810 amino acids.